AUGGACACCGGGAAUGAGACCUUCCUGACAGAGUUCAUCUUGACUGGAUUUCCUCAGAACUUGAAGACUCGUAUCGUAAUGUUUGUCUUAUUCCUACUACUUUACACCUUAACUAUUUUGGGCAAUUGUUUCAUCAUCUUUACGGUUGUGGUCAGUCCACAGUUACACAACCCUAUGUACUUUUUUCUCUUAAACUUAUCCUUUCUGGACAUCUGCUAUUCAUCCAAUUCUCUUCCAAAAAUCUUACUAGAUAUGUUUUCUAAAAAAAGGAGAAUUUCUGUCAUUGGGUGUUUGGCACAGAUGAACCUUGGGCUGUUCCUUGGAGAAACGGAGUGUAUUCUUCUAGCUGUGAUGGCCUACGACCGAUACAUUGCCAUCUGCUUCCCCUUGUAUUACACCAUCAUCAUGAAUAAGAAGGUUUGUAGAAACGUGACAAUCCUCAUGUGGUCAAUAAGUUUCAUUACAUCGACGCUUCCCAUCGCCUUGAGGCCCCUCACGUUCUGCAGAAGGAAUAGGUUGGACCAUUUUGCCUGUGAGAUCUUGGCUCUCCUUGGGUUGGCUUGCGGUGACCUCUCCUUUUAUAAGACAACUAUAUUUUUUAUGAGUUUAUUCACCCUCUUAGCCCCAUUUAUUUUCAUUACUGGUUCAUAUUUUUGUAUCAUUUUAGCAAUUUUAAAAAUCCGCUCUACAGAUAGAAGAACGAAAACUUUUUCCACCUGCGCUUCCCACCUGACCGUUGUUCUUAUGUUUUAUGGGGCCAGUAUGACCAUGUACUUGGGGCAGACAAAAACAUUUUCAUAUCAACUCAAAUAUAUCUCCCUUAUGUAUGGGGUCAUCACUCCGGCCCUAAAUCCUUUGAUCUACAGCUUGAGGAAUAAUGAUGUUAAAGAGGCUUUCCAAAAAAUCAUGGACAACCACUAUGUGACAAGAUCGACCUAA
Messenger RNA from Hyla sarda, 939 nucleotides. Its product is annotated as olfactory receptor 13H1-like. Gene Ontology annotation, molecular function: olfactory receptor activity; G protein-coupled receptor activity. NCBI's taxonomy places the organism in Eukaryota, Metazoa, Chordata, Amphibia, Anura, Hylidae. The record is from RefSeq and is a predicted model, not a curated record. Gene Ontology annotation, cellular component: membrane. The coding region runs from base 1 to 939 and encodes 312 amino acids. Gene Ontology annotation, biological process: G protein-coupled receptor signaling pathway. The transcript has a single exon.